Molecule: messenger RNA, 3471 nt
Organism: Mus musculus (house mouse)
Lineage: Eukaryota; Metazoa; Chordata; Mammalia; Rodentia; Muridae
Gene: Slc35g1
Product: solute carrier family 35, member G1
Exons: 3
Coding region: 136-1242 (368 amino acids)
Biological process (GO): citrate transport; intestinal absorption; regulation of cytosolic calcium ion concentration
Cellular component (GO): basolateral plasma membrane; plasma membrane; membrane
Molecular function (GO): citrate transmembrane transporter activity
Source: RefSeq, marked validated
GGACAAGCGCGCGGAGCCGGGCGCACGCGCACGCGCACACGCACCGGCUCGCCGGGGGCCGGAAGAGCCGAGCGGCCGGGCGGCAGCUGCGGGCGCCAGAAGGCGCGCGGCUGCGGGGAGAGCGCGGGCUGCGGGAUGGGGCCCCCGGAGAGCGCGGCGGAGCUUGCAGCCGAGGCGGUGGAGCUGCGCGAGCCCGAGCUGCAGCUCGCGGACCCGGCGUCCCCCGGCGAGGAGCACGUGGACGUCGAGGCGGAGGGCGCCCCUGGCCGCGGCAGGUGCUGGCCGUGUGGAGCCUGGGCGUGCGGCUCGCGUGGGGAGCCCGAAGCCAAGAAGAAAGCACCCUGCCCCGGACUUGGCUUGUUUUACACGGUGUUGUCUGCCUUCCUUUUCUCAGUGGCCUCUUUAUUUGUUAAAAAAGUGCAAGGCGUCCAUGCUGUAGAGAUCAGUGCGUUUCGAUGCGUGGUCCAAAUGCUAGUUAUUAUCCCUUGCUUAAUAUACAGAAAAACGGGGUUCAUAGGUCCCAAAGGCCAGCGACUCUUCCUCUUCCUCAGAGGGGUCUUUGGUUCCAGUGCCAUGAUCCUCAUGUAUUAUGCGUUCCAGACAACGUCCCUCGCAGACGCCACAGUUAUUGCGUUUAGCUGUCCCGUGUUUACGUCCAUAUUUGCUUGGAUAUUUCUCAAGGAAAAGUAUAGCCUCUGGGAUGCUUUCUUCACCUUGUUUGCAAUCGCUGGAGUGAUACUUAUCGUGAGACCACCAUUUAUAUUUGGUUCCGACACUUCAGGGAUGAGAGAAAGCUAUUCAGAGCACAUUAAGGGGACGUUUGCUGCGAUCGGACACGCUGUGCUAGCUGCGAUCACUCUGGUUAUUCUGAGGAAAAUGGGAAAAUCUGUGGACUACUUUCUGAGCAUCUGGUACUAUGUCAUACUUGGCCUUCCCGAAGCCAUCAUCAUCCUCUUUGUCAUAGGAGAGUGGAGUCUGCCCUACUGUGGGCUGGACAGGCUGUUUCUCAUACUCAUUGGACUCCUAGGUUUGGGGGGUCAGAUAUUUAUCACUAAAGCAGUUCAAAUAGAAAAAGCAGGACUCGUAGCGAUAAUGAAGACCAUGGAUAUAGUCUUUGCUUUCAUCUUUCAGAUUGCUUUCUUUGAUAAUGUACCAACUUGGUGGACGGUGGGUGGGGCCCUCUGUGUGGUGGUCAGCACCACUGGAGCAACCAUUCGUCGAUGGCUGCAGGGUUCCAAAUGAAGUGUCACUGCUGAAACCUGGUUUUUAUUUUCAAGUGUGCUGUCACCUAGCUCAGACAUCUUGCACACCCACACACAUACCUGGAGAAUCUUCAUCACUCAUUGGCUUUCUUUAAUACCUUUCAUAAAGUGCCAUUUUUAAACAUAGUGCGUUUUUAGUUAAGAGUAGCUAGCUAGCCGGGCGUGUUGGCGCACGCCUUUAAUCCCAGCACUCGGGAGGCAGAGGCAGGCGGAUUUCUGAGUUUGAGGCCAGCCUGGUCUACAAAGUGAGUUCCAGGACAGCCAAGGCUACACAGAGAAGCCCUGUCUCGAAAAACAAAAACAAAAAAGAGUAGCUAGCUAGGCUAGCCUCACAGUCUGGAUAGCUUUUAUCUUUGCUUUGGCUCCUUGGUUGGGUUACCAUUGAUGAGAAGGGAGCUCAUUUGAGGAAUUUCAGAAAUUUUUAUGAGUACAAUUUUUAAAAUUUAUUUCUGACCCGGGAUGUGGAUGGGAGAUCCUCUAUUUUAGCAGUGCACAUAAGAAGCUCAACGUUGACAAUGCUGCUCUAGUUAGUACUGUGCUAAUCUGUUGAUUGCAAUAUCAUCCCACUUAGGAUGCCAAAGCUGCAACUUGGUCUAGGUGCCUACCUACCCAUAGGAGUAUAAGCGAACCAGCCUUAUUCUCAAGGAUCUUAGAGAUGAUUACUACACUUUUAACUCAUGUGUGCCUUUUCGUUUUGAUGCUGGGACUUUUUAUAUGUACUCUGAACAGAGCCUUCAGCUUGCCACAUGUGGUUAGCAGUUCUCUCUUUCAGAAUAUUAACAACUCUGGCUAUCAUUUUGAAUUUCAGUUGUCUCCUGUUUUAUUGAAAUUGCACUUUUUUUUUAACAUUCCGAGAUUUCCAACCUUGAAAUCAUGAGAGCAAAAUCUUGGCGUGAUCAGUGUGUACAUUCCCAUCCUGAGGUGAUUUCACUUCAGAUGCGGUGGUUUUUCUACAAAUUCUCUUUGAAUUCAUAGUGUGAUGCCAAAUACAAUUUUUUUCUCAGGAUUGUACUAGGCUGGGCCAUUAUCAGAUUGCCCAGAUUCUACCGUUUUCAUUUUCAAAACCCACAGUUCUAGAAGGUUCAUCCCGCAGGCUCCCUUCGCAUUAAACCAAAUAUUUAUACCUUUACAGUACAUGUCUGUUAAUAAACGUACAGUCUUUUUCCAUCUUGGAAUGGUAUGUUAUAAUGCUUGUGGCAUACGAAAAAUGUAAAGACUUGUUACUCCAUAGUUGAUUGGUUUUCCCAGUCUUUUGCAUAUACGGAAAGAACACAGGUACAAGCCAGUCUUUGACACACAAUCCUAGUGUGAACUUAGACAGUAGAUUCUAUCUGUGGAGCACCAGCAGGCCAGUACUCCUCUGUGAAAGAGGAAAACUUGGUAGAUUGGGAGUAAAUGACCAUGCGUCUUUGGGGCGCUUUGGAUGCCUUUAUGGUGAGGCCAUUGUGGCUGCCACCUCUUACUUUGUCAGACACUGUCUACUGUUAUCAUUAGCUGCAGACUUGAGGGGCUAUUGCUCUCUCCCACACUCCUCACAGCUCUUCUGGAGGAAGGGACUGGUCUCCUGGAUCUUACAUUUAGCUAUGAAAGGAUCUUCUCCAGUAGUUCCUAAGAGGAACUUUGAGUUUGGUGGUUUUAAAUCACCUUAGCCACCUGACAUCCUACAUAUGUACUUAGCUGAAUCACCUCAGUUGCAUUUGACCCCGCAUAGAUCUGCCAAUGGUGCCGUUCUACCAACAUCCUAGAAAACACAGAGUCAGCAGACUCUUAGUACUCUGGAGGGGUCUUAGAGGGCAUCCUGAGGGAUGACGGGAGGGAGGGCUGCAAUAGCUGGUUUCCAUAGCAGCCUCCUCUUACUGAGUUCCACUCCUGGAGUACCACCAAACUUACACAAUAGAAGAGUGUCUGGGAUAGUGGAAGAUAACCCCUUUGGAAAUACAUUAUAUUUCAACUGUGUCUUAAGUACAUGGAUGUCAGGAUAUGUGGCUGACAUUGGAGACAAUGUUUCUUAUACCAACCUUUACAGGGUAUGAUUUUUAAACAAUGUUCAAGUGGUAUACAAGGCUAUGUAUUGUAACAAUUACGGGGGUUUAUGUAUUUUCCAAAGAUUGUAGUUUCUAUAUCUUGCAAAGGGAAAUAUUUUUUUCCUAAUGUGUUUUUAUUUUGUAAGUAAUAAAAUCAUAAAAGAAAGAUGUUGGGUUUUACAACU